GCGGACGUACAGUUUUCUGAGGCCCCUUACUGGGAUGGCCUGAUUUAUUGGAGAACGGUUAAUUACAAUAUUUACUACACUUUAAGAACUAAGAAAAUCAACAGAAUGAAAAUGAUCUUCGAGUUUUAUGUAAGACAAUUAGUUUGCGUGUUAAUUAUGUUGGUGCAUCAGUCGUUUACUCGAACAAUUGAAAUUAGUGCCUACGGAAACGGGUCCAGUUAUGGGUAUCCCGUAUUGAGAAAUGGUUAUGUAGAAAGGCCAUCAAUUGGUCGGGCAAUGAGUGGUGAUAGGUAUCGAAAUACACUUGAUAAUAUGUCCAGGAAACCUGUUUCCAGUUAUCAGGACCCACUGAAAACACCGAAGUACAUUGUGUAUCCCAGCAACAGUCAAUCCAUUGAUAAUGGGAUUCCAUUGAAAACAGAUGGCGCCAUGGAUCGAUUUGCACCUGGUGAAGCGUACGGCGGAACUGUUUACAAAAUAGUGAAAGCAAGGGAGAAUAAAAUCAAAUACGGAUACCAGUACCAGAAACCUAACGCUGCCUCGUUUGACGAUGGUAUACCAAGGACUACGGCGUCACCUCCAAUUGCGGUAGCAGCACCAUCUCUGCCACCUCCCGUGACCUCACCACCCAUACCAGUUUUCAUAGCAGGACCAACUCCAAAUCCUUCUCCUCCAUCUGUAGCAACCGCUCCAGCUACAGCUGCCCCAGCACCAGGUGCUUCAUCAGAAUCAACUCCAUCUAGCCAAUACAUCCCACCGUCAGAUUUAAACCUUUUCGCACCUAACAUUCAUUCACAUUACCCACCUCCAGCGGAUGGCGAUGUACGGUUUAAUGGAGUCUCAAGUUAUCUCCCCCCACCUGCAGGAACACCGGACGAUGCCCCAUCAGUAGAUUCUGGACCCCAACCUGUCUCUUCAGCUGAUUCCGUUCUGUCAGCACCAACUCAACCAGCAUCAGCUCCUCCUUCAAAUCAAUACAUCCCUCCCGAUUCGCUAUUCCAAUUUCCUCCGAACAUUCACUCACACUAUCAUCCUCCCCCAACAACCGAUUUCCAACCCAACGGAAUUUCAAGCUAUCUUCCACCACCGGCUGGACCAACAGAUUCUUAUCUUCCACCACCCUCCGGAGAUUCAUCCAAUGGACCCUCACCUGGUCCAUCGGACGCAAAUGACAUGAUCGGAACGAUCCCCGUGGGACCCAAUUCCCCAUACUAUUCCUACCUACCACCCUCGCAGCCAGCAACCCCCUCCCCGAUGACAAUGCAACAGAUGCCCCCACAAAUGAUGAUGGGCAUGCCCCUACCAAACAACAUGAUGCCGAUGGGUAUGCCCCCUGCAGCUAUGGCCCCGUUCGAAAUGGGACGCAAUCCUCCCAUAGAUUUCGACUUCCAUGGGUAUUAUCCGCAUGAUCAUUUUCCAGAGUACAUCUUCGAUCACGAUCAUGACCAUGAUCACUUUCACGAUGAACCAACGACAACAACUCCAGCUCCACCUCCACCACCACCGCCGAAGCCACCGAAGCGUGUCAAGAAUUUCUCCUACUACUACGUCACCCGAUUCUUCUGGUACAUCCCGUUGUACUUCAGCUUGUACAUGCUGUUCUACGUGCUGGUUCUGAUUCUGCGGUUCGUAGCGCGGCGUAAGGUCAACUAUCCCAACCAAUGGACCGGCCGAUCACUGGGUGAAAUACAAUACUUGACGAACGACCAAGCAGUGGACAAGGCAGAUGUGAUGACCGGAUUUGUGAUGAAACAAAUUGAAGAUUUCAAGGAGAAAUAUUUGUGAAACAGGGUUAGUUAAUAUCGUUAUUUUGAGGUAUU
Molecule: messenger RNA, 1820 nt
Organism: Aedes aegypti (yellow fever mosquito)
Lineage: Eukaryota; Metazoa; Arthropoda; Insecta; Diptera; Culicidae
Product: SH3 domain-containing protein C23A1.17
Exons: 5
Coding region: 106-1785 (559 amino acids)
Source: RefSeq, a predicted model, not a curated record